UCCGCCAUGUCUGCAACGUCAUCAACUUGAGCUUCCUUACUCUCUUAUCGACACACACUUGCAAGCUCUUCUCCAAAAGCACCUUCAACGAUACCACCUCUUCCAACAUCACAUUCAGUUUCUCCAUUAUCGCACCAAUAGGAAUGAGGGUUUUAAGAAGCCUCGAGGUCUUGAAACUGGGAGUUGUCAACUACUUGGAUGCCUUGAAACUGCAAGAAAAGCUGGUCUUGGAUAGAAAAUCUCAUAGGAUGUGGGAUACUCUUCUGUCUUUGCAACAUCCACCUACAUACACUGUUGGCAAGAGACAAACUGUUCACAAUUUAUUAAUCCCACAGUCGGAAUUGGAACAAAUUGGAGCUGAACUUCACUACACACAACGGGGAGGAGACAUUACAUUUCAUGGUCCACACCAAGCCAUUUUAUAUCCUAUCAUAUCACUUCGUGACAUGGGAAUCGGUGCUCGAAGUUAUGUGGAAAAAAUGGAGCUAAGUAUGAUUGAAAUGGCAGCUCAAUACGGUGUGAAGGCUUUGUUAGAGGCUGAUACCUUCACAGGUGUGUGGGUUGGAGAAAGGAAGAUAGGUGCCAUUGGUGUUCGGAUAUCAAAUGGAAUCACUUCUCAUGGUUUGGCAUUCAACAUUGAUCCUGAUUUAACUUACUUUAGGCACAUUGUUCCCUGUGGAAUUGCUGAUAAAGAAGUUACAUCACUGAGAAGGGAGACACAUUCUAUUUUUCCACCUGAAGAAAUAAUACAGGAACAGUUAAUUUCUUGUUUUGCAAGAAUAUUUGGUUAUGAUAACCUUAUCUGGAAAGAGGAUGCUUCAGUAGUUAUUGAUGGAACCGAAUGA
This is a messenger RNA of Arachis stenosperma, 845 nucleotides long. RefSeq names its product octanoyltransferase LIP2, mitochondrial-like. The record is from RefSeq and is a predicted model, not a curated record. NCBI's taxonomy places the organism in Eukaryota, Viridiplantae, Streptophyta, Magnoliopsida, Fabales, Fabaceae. Gene Ontology annotation, cellular component: mitochondrion. Gene Ontology annotation, molecular function: lipoyl(octanoyl) transferase activity. The transcript has 3 exons. Bases 144 to 845 code for a protein of 233 amino acids. Gene Ontology annotation, biological process: protein lipoylation.